Gorilla gorilla gorilla (western lowland gorilla) is the source of this 1631-nucleotide messenger RNA. RefSeq lists its product as uncharacterized. The record is from RefSeq and is a predicted model, not a curated record. The coding region runs from base 198 to 1631 and encodes 477 amino acids. Lineage: Eukaryota; Metazoa; Chordata; Mammalia; Primates; Hominidae. The transcript has 11 exons.
UUCUCUACUGUUUACUAGAUGUUAAUUAAAUCACAAAUGACAACAGUCUAAUAGCAAAAUGCAUGCAUUUCUACAAAGUUGACAUGAUUUCUUGGACAAAGAUAGACAAAGUUCAACAUGCUGGAUAAUGGUCACUGAGGGCAUCAAGAUUUUUGAUCCUCUUUUUCAGGGAUACAGAAAAACAGCAAAUACAAAUCAUGGAUGAAAUUUAUAAGAUCACUUCCACAGAAAGGGUCCAGCAGUUGGAGAAAAAACUGGCUGUGCAACUGACUGAACUGAAGUCUGAGAUAGAAGAGCAGGGAGCUCUUCAGGGAACAGCUAAUCGAGUUUACAGCUCUAUUCAAAUGCCAAAGGAUAUUUAUUACUUUAGAAGAGAGAGGGAACUAGCACUGAAGAAAACCUUACAGUAUUACACAGAGAGAAUUACCCAGCUGGCCCAGAGUAAAUAUUUACACAUGCUUAGGUGGAAGAGGUUUUGCCAACACAGUAAGAUCAUGGAGCAACUUUAUCCUCUUUACAAGAAACAAGUUGGCUACAUUAUGCAGGAGUACAAUGACGCCCUUCAGAGAGCUGAAAGAUUGUCUGUUGCUCGAGAAAACUUCCUCUUGGGAAAAAACAAUCCUCCUAACUUGGUGACACAGGAAGAUCUGACUAUUUACACAAAGUGGUUAGUGUGCCACCUGCACUCUCUCGGGACUGUUCACCAGUACCUGCAGGCCCUCCAGUAUUUGCCCAUCUCCAAAGUGCUGAGUGUAGCUUUCAACCAAGUCGCUGAAGUUGGUCAGAAAAAUGAAAAUGUCUGUGUCAAUGACAUUGACCCUGACAUUCAGGGUUCUGCAUCUCCUGACCCUGUGGAUACCAGCAUUUCUGGGCCAAUGAGAACAGAAGCUGCUUUUGUCCUCCCCCAACAUGCAACAGAAACAGGAGAACUGAAACCUCAGCUGAAGCUCCUGCUCUCCCAUUUCAGUAUCCCAUAUGACGUAGAAGAGCUCUGGCACUCUGCUAAGGAAAUGGAACUUUUUUCCUUGGUUUCCCAAAAAUUUCAAAGCGUCUUCGUGGAGCAACAGAGAUUGCAAAUGUUUCCAGACUAUGAAGCUGGAAUAGCUAAAGCAGAUAAUUUGGGUUUGGCAGGACCCAGAAUGACCCUGAAAAAGAGAGCCAACUGGAUUUCCUUCAUAAAGAUCAAGCCAAAAUGUGAUCCAUGGCAAAAGAAGCUUUUGACUAAAUUAAAAGAACGGAGAAGAACAGAUGCAUUAUUGCAACUCCAAGCAAAGUUUUUGAAGAUUUCCAACCCUGAGCGAGUAAUGCAAGUGCUCCAAGAUCACGCUGCAAAGACAGUCAUGCUGGCUCCACAUUAUCCAUCUUUUGUGGCUUCCCAAGGUUUGCAUCAGUGCAAUUAUGACCAAGUCUGGGAGAAUAUUUACAACAACAUCAACCUCUGUCAGGCCACCUGCAGGUCCAGCAGUACUUUUGUGGUUUGUUCAGUCAGUCCUUCAAAUGUCUUCCACUGUAACUUGAUGUCACUUUCUGUCCUGUCCUAUGUAAUUCUGGUGUUAUCUGGGGCUGGGGUGCAUGAUCACAUUCCUCUCAGCAUCAGGGAAGAUGACUGUGGAAAUAAGUGUGAACCUUGA